This is a messenger RNA of Rhincodon typus (whale shark), 1272 nucleotides long. RefSeq names its product potassium channel subfamily K member 1-like. Gene Ontology annotation, biological process: potassium ion transmembrane transport; stabilization of membrane potential. The record is from RefSeq and is a predicted model, not a curated record. The transcript is spliced from 3 exons. Gene Ontology annotation, molecular function: potassium ion leak channel activity. NCBI's taxonomy places the organism in Eukaryota, Metazoa, Chordata, Chondrichthyes, Orectolobiformes, Rhincodontidae. Gene Ontology annotation, cellular component: membrane. Bases 1 to 978 code for a protein of 325 amino acids.
AUGGCUGAGCACUCCCCACACUGUGACCUCAAGACCCACUACUUCUUGAAGCUGACGGUCUGCUUCCUGGUUUACAUGCUGUUUGGCACCGUGGUCUUUUCGGCCAUCGAGCAGCCGUGGGAGGUGCGGAUGAGGAAGGAGUUGGACGAGGUGAAGUCCAGGUUCCUGGGGGAGCACGGAUGCCUCCAGGAACCAGAAUUGGACGCUCUCCUGCACAGGGUGCUCACUGCCAGCAACUAUGGUGUCUCGGCCUUGAGAAAUGCUUCUGAUGACCGCAACUGGGACCUGGCCUCUUCCCUCUUCUUCGUCAGCACUGUGCUUACCACCACUGGUUACGGGCACAGUGUCCCCUUCACCAACGGAGGGAAAGUCUUCUGUAUGUUGUACUCGGUGCUGGGAAUCCCCAUGACCCUUCUGCUCCUCACCGGCCUGGUGCAGCACCUCAUGUAUUAUGUGCACUGGGUGCCCAUCGCUUAUAUCCACACCCACUGGCGUUUGCCGAUGCCUGUGGUGGCACGGAUUCAUGCCCUCGUGAUUGGGAGCAUCGUGGCCACCUGCUUCUUCCUGAUCCCGGCGGCAGCGUUCAUGGCUCUGGAGAAGGGCUGGGAUUACACUGAAUCUCUCUACUUCUGCUUCAUCUCUCUCAGCACCAUCGGCCUGGGGGACUACGUCCCAGGGAAGUCCCGCUACCCCAGCCUCCAGCACCUCUACAAGGUCGGCAUUGCAUGUUACCUGGUGAUCGGACUGGUCGCUCUGCUGGUGGUUCUCCAGACUGUCUACGAACUCCAGGAGCUGCAACAUUUUGUCAAACUCAUCAUGGGCCAACCGGACAAGGAGAGUCAACUGCACAUCACUGAGCAGGAGGUGGCCAUCACCAGCUCGAACCUAGACACCACGGAUUGCAAUGAAAAUGCCAGCGAGGGUGGCAAAGAGGACAGGGACCCCAAGAAGACAUCUGAUCCCUCCCCGGAGCAAUGACCUCCGAGCCAGACCACUGCACACCAUUCAAUCAACCAGACAUCUUCAACUCCCUCACAUGCACGGCAAAGCCAAGAAGAGAUAGCUGAGAGGAUGGGUACAGACAGACAGUCCCAAUGGUACUACACCAGGAAACAGAGCUUCAGUUGAACCCCACGAGUUCUCUUACUGUUCUGUACAGGGGCAUCUUCUGGCAAGUGUACAUGCCCCGUUUUACAUACACAAUGUUACAGUCUUUUUUUUUUGGAAGUUCAAUAUUGUAUGAAAUUAUAAAUAUAUAAAUAAUAAAGAUAA